UCUUACAAAUUCCAAAAACGAGACAGAUUGACAGAUGAGAAUUUGAUCCGACGCUGCAUCUCAAUUUCAAAGUGAGCAUGGGAAGACGGUGAAGCUCUGCUCAUCAACAUGGGUAUACUGGGUCUUCUUGGCUUUGCGCUCCAAUGCUUUGAUGUUCUUGCAUGGCCUCUCAUCGCUCUGCUCUAUCCUCUGUAUUCUUCCAUAAGAGCAAUCGAGACAAACUCCAUUACAGACACUCACAAGUUGAAUACGUAUUGGGUCGUCUUCUCAUUGAUCUUGCUCUUCGAACAUGUUUUUAUGAAGCUCCUAGAAUGGUUCCUUCUUUGGCCAUACAUUAGGCUACUGAUUGUCUUUGUUUUGGUGAUGCCGCAUUUUGAUGGUGCCUUAUAUGUCUAUAAACACCUUAUCUAUCCAUGCCUCUCCAUGGAACCCCAUAUUAUUAUAAACUUGUUCAAUAAGCGGAAGGAGUCCCUUCUGAAAGAUAACUUUCUCGCUGAGUUGGAAAGUUAUGUCAACAAGAAUGGACCUGAAGGUUUGGAGAAGUUUAUCGCUAGCAAGUCCAAAUUCAUGAAGCCAAAUGGUGAACAGAAAGAUAUCAAAGCUGUGCAGGUAAUGCUGAAAAAUAAGGAAGCAACUGCUAGCCAAGUUAGUCUGGCAGAGCCUAAUCUCACUAUGAAUGAAGAUAACUUUUCUUCUAGGAAGAUGAAUGAAAAAGGCAUCGAGGUUGCAGACAGAAAAGAUACUCCACCUCCAAAGAAAGUCCAGAAGGAGUCGACCACUGUCAGUGCUCUAUCAACUCAAACUGAUGCAAUUUCUAAUUCGCCUCUAGGUGAUAAUAAGCACAAGGCUACAUACGAGGCACUGGAGAUAAAUAAUGAGGCAGUGCAGAAGAUCACUUGGCCUGAAAAUCGUAUUGAAAAGCCAGAUGAUGUUGUAACAGGUAUAGAAGAUCCAGAGUCUCCUAGAGAAGUCCAGAAAGAGUGGACUUGUGCUCUCUGUCAGGUAACUACUACAAGUGAAAAAACUUUGAAUUUCCACCUGUCAGGGAGAAAACACAAGGUGGCAUACGAGGCACUGAAAGCAAAAAACCAGGCAAAAGUGCCCAAGAUUUCCCCAGCUUCAACUCAUCAACCGAACAAAGAGACAGGAAAGAGUAUCCACAGCAGUGAAUCAAAAACAAAAGGUACUGUAAAUGAAAAUGUGCGAGGCCAGAAAAGUAAUGGUCCACCUCCAACCACAAAUAAGUGCUGUAAACAGAAAGAGGAGGUAGCAGAGAGUGUUUCCAGCAAUGGCCAGAAAGGGAAAACUGCUAUACCCGUUGGGAAGGUACAAAGUCAACAACCGAAGCCAAAUGAAGUUCCAAGGGUGAAGAGCCCCAGCUUCUGGUGCGAAAUUUGUAGCUUACGCUGUCCUAGUGAGAUUGACAUGCGCUCUCAUCUUAAUGGAAAAAAGCACAAAGGAAAAUGUGCAACAACGACAGGAGAACCUAAUCAAGAUGGCAAGGAUAAAUAUGCCUAGUGGCCCUAUGUGAUACCGCAAUUGGUGAGUUUAACGGUCUCUGGUUUUCGUGUCUCAUCUAAGUUGAAGGAAUUGCUGUCAUAGUUUAUCACCAGAAAUGCAGGUUGUGGAGCGAACUCCUUGAAAAAGCAGUAGUUUCACUAGUUUGUAAUUCUGACUUUCUUUGCUAAGCAACUGAUGACAUUUGAUGCGCAGUUUAAUCAUGUUAUAUGAUCAACAUGAGUUGCAUCCCGUUUAAAGGCUUGCUCAA
Molecule: messenger RNA, 1768 nt
Organism: Argentina anserina (silverweed cinquefoil)
Lineage: Eukaryota; Viridiplantae; Streptophyta; Magnoliopsida; Rosales; Rosaceae
Exons: 6
Coding region: 109-1518 (469 amino acids)
Molecular function (GO): zinc ion binding; nucleic acid binding
Source: RefSeq, a predicted model, not a curated record